Messenger RNA from Theobroma cacao (cacao), 2070 nucleotides. Its product is annotated as metal transporter Nramp7.2-like. Gene Ontology annotation, biological process: iron ion transmembrane transport; manganese ion transport. The record is from RefSeq and is a predicted model, not a curated record. Gene Ontology annotation, molecular function: manganese ion transmembrane transporter activity; cadmium ion transmembrane transporter activity. Gene Ontology annotation, cellular component: plasma membrane. NCBI's taxonomy places the organism in Eukaryota, Viridiplantae, Streptophyta, Magnoliopsida, Malvales, Malvaceae.
AUAUAGUUGUUGUGAAGAAAGAGAGUGAUGGGAAGUUUGCAGCAGCAAGCGACUGAUCUUGCACUUCCAAAAUCAUGGGGUGGAGGGAGCAACCGUAUAGCUGCUGUCAAUGUGGAGGGAAGCACCCCGGAAUCCUUCCCUAGUAACGACAACAAAAACAGUGAUCAUAAUCAUGACCCAGAUCAUGAGAAACCUGGAUGGAGAAAGUUUUUGUCAUUUGUAGGCCCUGGUUUCCUUGUCUCAUUAGCUUAUCUUGAUCCUGGCAACCUGGAAACUGAUAUGCAAGCAGGAGCCAACCAUGGAUAUGAGCUACUGUGGGUGGUGUUAAUUGGAUUAGUGUUUGCUCUCAUAAUCCAGUCUCUUGCUGCUAAUCUUGGAGUCAGCACUGGCAAGCACUUAUCAGAAUUGUGCAAGGCUGAGUACCCAGUAUUGAUCAAAUAUUGCCUGUGGUUGCUUGCAGAGCUUGCUGUCAUAGCUGCUGAUAUUCCUGAAGUGAUUGGGACAGCCUUUGCAUUAAAUAUACUGUUUCAUGUCCCAGUUUGGGCUGGGGUUCUCUGCACUGGUUUAAGCACUCUCCUCCUCCUGAGCCUGCAAAGAUAUGGGAUAAGGAAGCUGGAAAUGCUGAUAGCGGUGAUGGUUUUUGUAAUGGCCGCAUGUUUCUUUGGGGAAAUGAGUUAUGUAAAACCUCCGGCGACUGGUGUUCUAAAGGGCAUGUUUGUGCCCAAGCUUUCCGGCCAAGGAGCCACCGGCGACGCUAUUGCCCUCUUGGGCGCGCUUGUUAUGCCGCACAAUCUCUUUCUCCACUCUGCUCUCGUGCUCUCCAGAAAAGUACCCAACUCUGUUCGUGGCAUCAAUGCUGCGUGUAGAUAUUUCCUGAUGGAGAGCGGCUUCGCCUUGUUUGUGGCGUUUUUGAUCAACGUAGCGGUUGUCUCGGUGACGGGCACCGUCUGCUUAGCCGAUAAUCUCUCUAGUGAAGACCAGGAUCGUUGCAGCAAUCUUACCCUCGACUCUGCUUCUUUCAUGCUCCAGCAUGUGCUGGGAAAGUCUAGCUCAACCCUUUACGCCGUUGCACUUCUUGCCUCGGGGCAAAGCUCUACAAUUACAGGCACUUAUGCAGGACAAUUUAUCAUGCAGGGCUUCUUGGAUCUUAAAAUGAAGAAAUGGGUGAGGAACUUAAUGACUAGGAGCAUUGCCAUUACACCCAGUCUUAUUGUGUCCAUCAUUGGUGGAUCUCAAGGGGCCGGUAGACUAAUCAUCAUUGCAUCGAUGAUUCUAUCAUUUGAGCUGCCAUUUGCUCUCAUCCCACUUCUGAAAUUCAGUAGCAGCUCAACCAAGAUGGGACCGUACAAGAAUUCUAUAUAUAUCAUUGUGAUUUCAUGGAUACUAGGCCUUGGAAUCAUCGGUAUCAACGUCUAUUACUUGAGCACAGCCUUUGUAGGUUGGUUGAUUCACAAUGAUUUACCAAAAGUCGGAAAUGUUUUCAUCGGAAUCAUCGUGUUUCCUCUAAUGGCCAUCUACAUCCUGUCAGUCAUCUAUCUAACCUUCCGAAAGGACACUGUUGUAACAUAUAUCGAGCCCGACAAGAACGACCCAACUGCCCAAGCUCGGAUGGAGAGUGGGCUUAGCAACCUUGACGGGUCCUUCCGGGCAGACAAUGUCCCUUACAGGCAGGAUUUAGCUGACAUCCCACUGCCAGAGUAGGUGGUUUUUAAUCUCUCAAAUCAAGUCCAAUUACCAACUAAGCUGUUAAACUAUGAUAAAGCAGCUUGUCUGCUUAGGGAGUUGUACGAUGAAGAUGUUUCGAAGCCUGUCGGAAGUUAAAUUAUGACUAGAUUCCUUCUGUUUCUCAGGUUUUGAUAGUAUUUGCAUGUGUAACCUCUCUUUCCCAAAAAAAGAAAAAAAAAAAAAAGAGUUGUUAAGUUUUGCUGUGAAAACUAAGUCUAAUAGUUGCACAGGAAGAAAUAAUGAAAAGCGAUAAUCUAAUUAGUAUGGUCAUAUUUCCCCUUUCUUUUUCUUUCUUGUUUAUAGCGUAUUAAGUUAAUGAAUAAAGAUGAUCUCCUGUUUAUUUCA